Phragmites australis (common reed) is the source of this 880-nucleotide messenger RNA. RefSeq lists its product as uncharacterized. The transcript is spliced from 2 exons. NCBI's taxonomy places the organism in Eukaryota, Viridiplantae, Streptophyta, Magnoliopsida, Poales, Poaceae. The coding region runs from base 206 to 793 and encodes 195 amino acids. The record is from RefSeq and is a predicted model, not a curated record.
AAUAGCGCACCAACCUCCAUCGUCCUCCUCGAUCUCGACCGAUACUACCCGCCGCUCUCGUCGGGGACGCAGUCUACUUCGAUGGUGAGUUUGCAAUCCUCUUGUGGAUUGUGGUACGACCUAGGCGGGCAGGGCCUGUCGCCAACUCGACUGCCACGGCGGCCCCUUCCUCGUGGCCUUCGUUGGCACCACCUCGGACGGGCUCAUGUCCUCCUGCGUAUACUCGUCGGAGGCCGCCGCCUGGAGCGACACGACCUCCGUUGAGAACUCCGACAAUUUCAUCGUCGACAUGAUGCCCGCCGCCCUCGUGGGGAACACGCUCUACUUCAACUCUCAACAGAGCCGAGGGAGAAUCGUGGAGUAUGACUUUGGCGCGCCGCGACGACUAUCGUUCAUCAACCCGCCGUCGUUCAGGUACCUCCUCGGCACUGUCCUAAGUCCGUACCUCGGCGGCACUGUCCUCAUGCCCUCGGAGGGCGGCGGGCUGGGGUUCGCCAGCAUGCACAGAUCCUGCCUCCACCUGUGGGCAAGGGAGGCCGGCCCCAACGGAACCGCGGCAUGGGCGCAACAAGGAUACAUUGAGCUCGCGACACUGCUCCCAGAGCAUGCCCUCCGGCGCGCUGAUGCGGUUGGCUUCGUGGAGGGUCUCGGUGUCAUUUUCGUCAGUACAGAUGAUGGCGUCUUCAUAAUUGAGCUCAAGUCACACCGAGUAGGGAAGGUGUCGAGCUGGGGAAGCAUCUACGCUGCCAUUCCUUACAUGAGCUUCUAUACUCCAGAUCUUCUUAUGGGCUGAUCGGCACUUUCAUAAAACGCAGGGAUUCAUUCAUCAGCAAGAACCUUGUGCUGUUGGCUUCUGGCAGAGCUGAUGCUUUAGUUUCUU